This is a messenger RNA of Selaginella moellendorffii, 2648 nucleotides long. RefSeq lists its product as uncharacterized. The coding region runs from base 1036 to 2634 and encodes 532 amino acids. Lineage: Eukaryota; Viridiplantae; Streptophyta; Lycopodiopsida; Selaginellales; Selaginellaceae. The record is from RefSeq and is a predicted model, not a curated record. Gene Ontology annotation, molecular function: RNA binding. The transcript has 4 exons.
ACACUCGAUCUAAGGCUUGAAGUUAGAUUCUUGGAUUGAGGAGUCUACGGUCCAUUAUUAAUCGUUACAAUGUAAACGCCACGUGGGAAGAUUAGGGCUAAUUAGGCGUGCAAUGCUAGGGCAAAAUGGCGAUCCGACAAAAGUCGAGCGUUCCUCCAGCCGGCAUCGUCCGGUAAAUCGAUCGUGGCCGGUGGCGGCGGCAAAGAUUGCAGCUCGUCCGCGUCUGUGAGCGCGAGAUCGAGCACCUCGGAAGUGGCGGGGACCGUGGCAGCGCCCGGGAUCGGGAUUGGGGUAAGGGAGUGGAGCAGCGGGUUAAGGGAGCAGCAGGGACGAUUUGGCGUGGAAGCUGGCGAUGAGAAUUUUGCCGUGCCAGCGAGAUCUUCCGACAACAAGUUUGAAGCUGUGCGAUGCCAUUACUGGGAUACUUGCAGGUGAGAAAUCACGAGUGAAGAGUUCGAUCUUCGAUUUCUCGGCAAGAAUUUUUUGUUCUCUUUUCUUCGCCUCGAGUAAGAGCUCUUUUGGUUUUUAGCAGCUGUGGUUUCCAUUAUUUGGAGCCACGAGAGCCUGGAGCAACGACCAAGGCGUCAAGAACACCGAAGAUGGACUAGAUUUUUUUGGUUUGAUGAUAGAAAACGAUGAAAAAACUUUGUUGCAGUGAGGACGCGGUGACCUCUCUCUCUGCUCAAAGUGGAGUCUUCCUGCGAAUCAAGUCAUGGUGGAUCUAAUCGCAAAACUCGUGAAUCCUGCCGGAAUCUUCCAGUGCCGCGUGACCGACGCCAAAAAUGUUGCUGCUGCCGAGGGAAAUCUUGAGGAAAUCGCAAGAUUGUUCCGGAAGAAACUCACAGAUUUCCAGCAGAUAUCUCCCGAGCCAGUUCUUCGCCCAGGAAACCAUUUCAAUGCGCAUUACAGCGUGAAGGACAUGGACGAGCUCAAAUGGCUGUUCGUGGAAUCUCUUACAGGCAGUUAGUUACGGCGUUUUUAGGGUCGUGCCAAAUGCCGGGACGGGGCAUAAUAUUCUGAUUCCAGGACAGGGGGAUGUGCAGAUAUGUGGCGAGCGCCAUGGAGUCGACUGCAGCGGGAGCAGCAACAACAAGUAGAAAGCUUAAGCGGGAGGCGGCCCAGCGGCGCAAGGCGCAGGCUAGAUCGCUCAAACUUCGGGCCGAGGAACAGGAACGCUUGCAGCGCCUGGAGAUUGAUGCACUGGUGGAGCAACAGAGGGUGCAGCGCCUUGAACGACACCGUCGCAAAGAAGACGCUGAGAAGCUCGCUCGAGAGGCAUCAGGGCUGGGUUUGAGCAACAGCUGCUGCUCGCAGGGAGGCGCGCAGCAGACGAGGAGCAGCGAUGCGCGGCAGCAGCAACAGCAGAGUGGAACAGGGGAGAGCAGGUCGUCGUCGUCCUCGUCGAGCUCUGCAGUGCCUUCUUGGCCCGUUGUUUAUAAGGACCACCAACAAGCUACAGCACAAGAUGCAGCAGAGCAGCCAGCCACCUCUCAGCAAGUGCAACAGGCGAGAGCUCUUGUGGACAACCGGAGAAAACUGGCGAGGGGCCCUCGCUCGGGAAACGGGACUGUGGGCUUGGCAUUGACGCAAGUAACCAACUUUGCUGCUUCUAAGAGCUCCGACUUGGCGCUGGAAGAUCACCGGGUUGUGAGCACAGAGUACCAAGCAGCGGGAACGCAAGCUCUGAUGCGGGUCACACUUUUAGCAGCGGGUUUUGUCAUUGGCGCUCGGGGCAUCUCCGCGAGGCUCAUCGGUCAGGUGACAGGUGCCAUCAUCCAGUCGUGGACGGAAUCGUCUGCAUGCCGGCACAGCAACAGCGCCACGGGGGUGCCAAUGAGACUCUUCAGGAUUCAGGGCAAGAAGGCUGUAGUCCAGGCAGCGGUGGCCCUGGUAGAGCAGGCUGUGGCCAAGUACAGGGAACUGUGCGAGUGCAAGAGAAGGGGUGAAUUUGUUCAGCGUGAACAUGUCAUCAACGGGGUUGAGUUUUACUAUCAGCCACCACCUCGAAAGGCAUUCUCUGACCAACUCGCGUCGUCCAGGACUCCGUCUUCCUCCUCCUCCCCUUCACCGGCUUCUGUGGCUGCCGCGGCCACCAGCACCAGCAACUGCAACAGCGGCAGCCGGGCUGACGUCCCCUUUCCCCCGCACCAUGCCUGGCUCCGUCACCUCCAGGCUGCCGGAGCGUCGUCGAGGGAUGGAAGGGAGGCACAGCCUGAUGGCCAUGGCAGAGCGAAGCAAGUCGCCAGCCACGCCAGCCAGCAUUCACUUCAGGUGGAAUCCAGCUUGUUUAGUGUCUUUGGCAACGGGGGAUUGCCACUGCCACUGUCAAUAGCGCAGGAAAGCGCUCCCUCCCUCAAGACCUCCUCCCUGGACGUGUCCACCACGCCUUUUGACUUUCCAAAGUACGAUUUCUUCCGGGAGAUUUUGCCUGCGCUGCCGCAGCAGCAGCAGGGGGGAGAGCACAACCUCUUUGGAGACGAGCUCUGCAUGCUGUGUGUUGAGAGGCCGCGUGCGCGUGGUGGCGCUACUCGUCUCACGGAUUGCGGCCACGCAUCGUUUUGUUCGUCGUGCGUCCGGGCACGGGGCCACUGUCCAGUCUGCCAUGCAAAGCUUGUGGGCUGGGGUCUUAUGUGAUGUUGUGUACAUUU